AUGUCUGAAGAAACUGCUGAAAAGCGAAAAGAGAGACUUAAAAAUAAGAGAGACACUUAUAGAAAAAGAGUGUCUGAAGAAACUGUUGAAAAGCAAAAAGAGAGACUAAAAAGUUACAAAGACUCUUAUAGAAAAAGAACGUCUGAAGAAACUGUUGAAAAGCGAAAAGAGAGACUUGCAAAUAGGAGAGCCAGUUAUAAAAGGUCUCAAACAAUUUCUGCAGGACAAAAAGAGAGCUCUGCUGGUCCAGUUCACGAACAAAAACAUGCACAAAAUAACAUGAACGAUUUUCAUAAGUCCAAUCAGUAUUCAGUUUGCCAAUGCACUGUCUGUUUUGAAGCAUGGCCAUUGAAAUCCAGUCCAAGGAAGGUUGAUCACUACCAGUGUCAGAGGUGCAUACGAGAUAAACAACAACCAAAAAAGUUUUCUAAGGAAAAUGACAUGGUGCCAUCAUUAGUACCUUUACAACUGCAGGGGUUAACCCAAGUAGAAGAAAUGCUUAUUGCACGUGCACUUCCUGUUAUGCGAGUUUACAUAAAACCUGGUGGACAAAGGGGCUAUUCAGGCCACUGUAUCAAUUUGCCUCAGGAUAUAGCUGAACUAGCACAUUCUCUACCUAGAUACCCAAAAGAUCUAUCUGUUAUUGUUGUUAAGAUGAAAGGUAAAGAGAACAGUUUUAAAGAUGUGACAGUGCGAAGGCAAAAUGUAGCUGAUGCACUACAAUGGCUUGUUAAUAAUAACUCACACUACAAGGACAUAACCAUCAAUCAAAAUUCUUUAAAUUCUUUACCAGAACAUGGUGUUCCACAUGGUCUUCUCUCGGUUGAAACAGAGAAUAUAGAUUUGGAUGCCACAUGUGAACCUGACUUAGGUCCUCAAAAUGAAGAUGACAAUGUUUAUAAUGAGGGUACUGAAAUGAGUAGUUUUCUGCCUAUUCCAGAGUGUCAGCAGCAAGAAAUAGAAGCUGUGCGCCAACAAUUGUCUAAUGAUUCUAAUCACUUGCCCUGGCCAACAGUUGGCAGUGAACCAUUAAACGAGUAUGUAACUCCCUAUUUAGCAACAAUGGCUUUCCCAACAUUAUUUCCAGAUGGUAAGGGUGAUCCUACUAACCCAUCAUUACGCCGAGAUAUACCACUCGGAGAAAGAGUAAAGCACCUUUUAAAGUUUGGAGAAAACAAGAAUGACAAAUGGGUAUAUCGCUUUGCUACUCACCCCAGAUUUGGUUACUGGGCAUUGAAUAUGAUACAAAGAAAACGUAUUCUGCAACAGACAGGCAUGUUCCUAAAACAAAACCCAGGAGAAGCUCAUUUGACUGCUGAGGAGCUGCGGCAAAUGGCAACUAGCAAUAACACAAGUAUGUUUAUAUCUAAGAUAUCACGCUAUCUUAGUAACAUUACUGGUUCUAAUGCUUAUUGGCACAAAGCUAAAGAAGAUUUAAAAGCAAUAAUAGCCCAUGCUGGAGCUCCAACAUUCUUUUUCACAUUCUCCUCUGCUGAUAUGCAUUGGCCUGAACUUCAUGCAAUUUUUGGCAACUCAGUCAGUAAUAAUUCAACUGACAACAAACGGCAGAAUGUGAUUAACAAUCCUCAUAUUACAGACUGGUUCUUUACACAGCGUUUAGAAAGUUUUAUUAAAUACUGGUUAUACAAUUCACUAGAUGCUGAGUGGCACUGGUACAGAUUUGAAUAUCAAGCUAGAGGUAGUAUACAUUGUCAUGGUGUAGCAAAGCUGAAAAAUGAUCCAGGUUUAUGUAAACUCUCAGAAACAGCUCUAAAAGGCUAUUUGGCUGAAAUGUCCACUAAUACAGCUGAGCAAGUCAAUAUACUAGAACUCAAUCAACAGAUAGUGGAUGGGAAAAAGGCUUCCCAGGUAGUUUGUCAGUAUGUAGAUUGGUUAUUGUCUACAUAUAAUCCAGAUCCACCAGAUAAUGGCACAUGGGUGAAGCCCUCUAUUCAUCCUUGUCAAAAGCGUCACAAGGACCUUAGUUUGAGCCCAUUCAUACAAAAGAUCGAAGCACUCAAUACAAAGCAGAGAUCAUAA
Pocillopora verrucosa is the source of this 2040-nucleotide messenger RNA. NCBI's taxonomy places the organism in Eukaryota, Metazoa, Cnidaria, Anthozoa, Scleractinia, Pocilloporidae. The record is from RefSeq and is a predicted model, not a curated record.